This is a messenger RNA of Rangifer tarandus platyrhynchus (Svalbard reindeer), 303 nucleotides long. NCBI's taxonomy places the organism in Eukaryota, Metazoa, Chordata, Mammalia, Artiodactyla, Cervidae. The record is from the annotation of a GenBank genome assembly.
AUGUUAAGCUUUAAGCCAACUUUUGCACUCUCCUCUUUGACUUUCAUCAAGAGGCUUUUUAGUUCCUCUUCACUUUCUGCCAUCAGGGUGGUGUCAUCUGCAUAUCUGAGGUUAUUGAUAUUUCUCCUGUCUUACCACCUCCAAUCCUGUUUUAUCACAUGCUCCUCAGUUUCUGGAAAUUCAUCCUCCCUUUCCUGCUACACAGAUCGAACCUCCUCACCCACCUUUCCAAUGCUCCUGUCUUCUAGUCCCUCUUUCUUCUGCAACAUCACUUCCUACAGCUCCCUCUGCAAAUCCUCCUAG